Stegostoma tigrinum is the source of this 4170-nucleotide messenger RNA. Its product is annotated as zinc finger protein 148-like. Gene Ontology annotation, molecular function: RNA polymerase II cis-regulatory region sequence-specific DNA binding; DNA-binding transcription factor activity, RNA polymerase II-specific. The transcript is spliced from 7 exons. Gene Ontology annotation, biological process: regulation of transcription by RNA polymerase II. NCBI's taxonomy places the organism in Eukaryota, Metazoa, Chordata, Chondrichthyes, Orectolobiformes, Stegostomatidae. The record is from RefSeq and is a predicted model, not a curated record. Bases 132 to 2591 code for a protein of 819 amino acids.
GGUGGACUCGGCAGGGUUUUUUUUCCUCCCCCUCAUUUGCGCUGCGGUCGGGGUUUUGUUUUGUAAAUUUGCCGCCUGAGGCUGAUGUAGAGCGGAUGCUGUGAGGAGCGUGUCUCCCGUAUUUUGGCCAGAUGAGCAGGGUGGAUGGAAUUUCUGAUCUUCCCAGUGUCCCAGUAGAAGGACAACAGCCCCUCCUCGAGUAUGGGAGAACUCCUCAACAGGCAUCUCUUGUUGACAAUGCCAUGUUACAAGACAACACCAAUGAAGUUGGAAUCUUGCAGGAUAGCUCUGUAAGUCACGAGAUGGUGGGUUCUCACCGCCUCCUGCAGAGUGGAGCAAUUAGCCAUCAAGGAAUGAUAACUGGCAAUGACGCAUUGACUCAGACCACCUUGAGAAAUGCAGAUGGACCAGACAGCCAUGCUGCUGUUACUGUGACACAGAGUUUACCCUGUGCAACCCAAGUACUGGGUAAAAGCAGGGUGCUUGAAGGAGUUGAACAGUUUGAUGGAAAGAAGCAGAGCGAACAAGAAGACCUAGUAAAAUUGAGAGGAAAUGAAAAUCUUUUGAAGCUCGGAGAGAAUGAAGAAUUGCUGAAGUUCAGACAGCAUGAAGAAUUGAUGAAGAAACAAAAGAGUAAAAAAAUUCGUACUCCUUCCAAAAUUCUGGUAGUCGGUGAAGAUGGCUCCUUCCUGGUUAAGUCUCCCAAGACUCACAUCUGCGAGCAGUGCAGUGCUGCCUUCCGGACUAACUACCAUCUGCAGAGGCACAUCCUCAUCCACACAGGUGAAAAGCCAUUUCAGUGCAGCCAAUGUAGCAUGCGAUUUAUCCAGAAGUACCUACUACAGAGACAUGAGAAGAUACACACUGGUGAGAAGCCAUUCCAUUGUGAUGAGUGUGACAUGAGGUUUAUUCAGAAGUACCACAUGGAACGACACAAACGGACACACAGUGGGGAGAAACCAUACCAGUGUGAAUACUGCCUACAGUAUUUUUCUAGAACUGAUCGUUUGCUUAAACACAGAAGAAUGUGCCACGAAAAUCAAGGGAAAGCUCCUGGCAAAAACCCAGCUAUGAAAACCGAGCCAAUUAUACUCGCAAUCAAUGCAGAAAAUAGUUUCCUGUCACCUGUAAAGGACAUCAUUAAUCCAAGGAAAAAAGUCAAAACUGCAGAGAAGUCAGCAUUGGCAACCCUUGAUAAAGAGGAGACUGGUAACCCAGCAGAGGGUAAGAUGGAUAAGGGUGAAUGUGUAGAAUAUUACACCAGCAACUUGAAAGUGAAGGAUGAAUAUAAAGUGGAGCAGUGCUCGCUUGUGGUUGCACAUUCUUCACAGAAUAAUGAUCACCUUGGGGAAGCAUAUCAGAAUCAAAUGAACCUGCUGCCAACAAAGCUUAUUCUGAAGAAGGUAAGCCUGAAGAAAAAUCAAAAGACAACGGAAGAAUUGGCUCAGACCUUGCCUGUUUCUGGCAAUUUUGAUGCCACAAAAGUCAACAAAUAUACCUAUGCUAUGGUAGACAACCCUGAUCUUCUGACAAUGGAGGGGCCUGGUGCUGAUCAGGGCCAAGAUGCUUCACGCAAACCAGGAGGCAACAGCAACUAUGAUGAUGCAAUGCAGUUUGUAAAGAAGAAGCGAUUUUUGCAAGGGACUAGCAGCACCAGUAGAGAGUAUGCCUUAACUGUAGGCCAGAUCCCAAUCCAGCCAGCUGCAACACAGGCAGCUAACACACCUGUUGGGGACACCAGUGGUAGCGCACCUAUGCUGGUGCAACCCAAUAACACUGAUCCAAAAAGCAGUCAGGACAAAAGUGGGAUUCCUGACGAAGUUUUGCAGACGCUGUUGGAUCACUACACCAACAAGGCAAAUGGGCAGGUUGCGUUUUCUGUCGAUGCCCAAGCCGCCUCAAAUAUAACUGUGAGCUCUACGGACAUUACUAAUGUGCCACCAUCUGAGCGAGUCAAUGAGAGUUCCCAGCCAGCAGUCACAGACAACUGUAACAUGCUCCAUGAGUAUUCAAAGUUCCUCCAACAAGCUUUGGAAAGGACUUGCCACAAUGAUAGCUACUCGGCUGAGCAAGGACUUGCAUAUGAGACUGAAACUCACCCCCUAACUGGAAGCCUUCCAGUGCAGCCUCUGUUUUCUACUCUAGAACGACAGGUUUUUGCAACCAUGGUUACUCAGCAUGGCUUCAGACCUGAAGUGGGUGCCCCUUUGAGGAUACCAUCACAAAAGGCUCAGUACAGUUUAUUAACUGGUGAAUCCCAGCAUCCUUUUGCUUUCAUACCAACUGUAACAAGCAGCAACAGCAUCUCUGCACCUCCUGAUUUCAUAGAGCAGGUUAAUACACAGAAGAAGCGAGAGGAACCGCCAGCACACCACAAUCACCAAAUGGACACAUUUGGUCAAGACUCUAGGUUCUCGGCUGUUGGAGGAGAAAUGACUCCAUCGUUUAGCAACAGUACUGGUGGACAGGUGAACUUAAGAAUCCGACAAGGCAGCUCAGACUUCUCGGAGUUUUCUUUGGUAAACGUGCCAGAGGCCAGGGAUCAAAUGAGUGCCUCAUCGGAUGUCACAGGGGGCCAAGCCUUUAGGUGAAAUGAUUUGGUCAUAAAACUUGGGAUCAGAAUACAUGCAUUACUGUUUUUGAAUUGCUCAACAAAGAAAAACUUAUCAAUUUUUUUUAAUUUUUAGAGAGAAAAACUAUUAGUGAUUUUAUCAGGAAGGCAUUUUAAAGUCCAGUACCGCUGUGUAUUUCCCUUCACUGCUAACACAGAAAGGGGAUAUUGAUCUUGUCUGUGUAUGACUUUCUCCAAGCCCUCUGUAUUUCUGCUUUAUCAGAAACAUUUGUCUGCCAGUAAACAGAGCUGAUAGAAAAUAACUCUGAGACUGGCAUUGAUACAGGUUCAGUAAUUAUAACAAAACUGGCAUUUAUUCAGUUGCAGUAAAUACCUGGAUAAUUGCAUUUCAGCUGAUCAAAUAGUUACUCCAAUACUGGCACUAGUACAGAUCCAAUAAUUACCUCAGUACUGUAUGUGUACAGUUCAAAUAAUGCCCUGGCAUUGGAAUUAAUGCAAAUCUAACAAUUAUGACAAUGCUAUUUUUAAUCACAUGUUAACUACACAGAAAUUCAUGUUGUGCAUUUCCAGUAAAGAACUGGCAUUGAUGUAGAUGGAAUAAUUGCCCUCUUUUAUUACUUCACUCAUGAGGUGUAGGCAUCCUGGUAAAGCUAGCAUUCAUUGCCUGUCACUGUUUGCUAAUGCGAUGGUGAUGAUGAGACUCCUUUCUGAAUCCAUCUGAAUGGAUUGUGAUGCCAUUGCAGAGGGCAGUUGAGUGGCAACCACGUAGCUGUGGACCUGGAGCUGCAUAUGGACUGGACUGGAUAAAGACAGCAGAUUCCUUUUUCCAAAGAUGUUAAUAAACCAGGUGGGUUUUUGCAACAAUCCAAUUGUUGUGUAGUCAUCAUUGCUGAUACUGGACUUUUGUUCCAGAUUUUAUUUAAUCAAUCAAGCUCUCCAGUAACAUAACCUUUAUGCUACUAUACCCUCUUUAGUAAUAUGAACAUUUAUCCAUUAUCCUGAAAUUCUUAUUUUUAUUUGUUCAUGGGAUGUGGGUGUCACUGACCAGGUCAGCAUCUGUUGAAGUGCACUGGAGAAGGUGGCCAUGAGCUGUCUUGAAAAUUGAUUUUUAAAAAAAGUCAAUGUUUAUGCUGGUACUAAUAUCAUCCAGAAAUAGAAAAAUAAAUUGUAAAAUUGUAGGAGGCCAAUUAACCCAUCUGGUCUCUGCCAGUACUUCUAAAUUUCAUGAUCUCUCCCUUACUGUUUUGGUGAGUAGCUUAAUUUUUUGCCCUCUCAUAACUAAUGCAAUUGCCAGUUGAAAUAGUUUUUUUUUCUACUUUACCUUAUCAACUGCCUUUAUCAAACUUGUUUGUAGUUUCAUCUGUUCCAGUGAAAACAGCCCUAAAUUUUUAGUCUGUCCUAAUGGCUAAAGGCUUUCAAUCUCGUUAUCAUCUUCAUGAAUUUCUUCUGCACUGUGCCUGUGGACUUGACAUCCUUCUGAACAUUGCAUCUCCAAAACUACAUAUUCUCAUGGCCUAAUCAGUGAUCUGUAUAGAUAUAGAAUGAUCUCUUUGUACUCCAUGGCCCAUUUAUAAAAUUUUACAUUUAUGUACUUGAAA